Messenger RNA from Aspergillus ruber CBS 135680, 485 nucleotides. RefSeq lists its product as uncharacterized. The record is from RefSeq and is a predicted model, not a curated record. The coding region runs from base 134 to 400 and encodes 88 amino acids. Lineage: Eukaryota; Fungi; Ascomycota; Eurotiomycetes; Eurotiales; Aspergillaceae. The transcript is spliced from 2 exons.
AAAAUAAAUGCGGAUAUUGAAAUACCUUGCUACGUACUUUUUUGACGUACUCGGUUGAAUCAGGAUACUGAUAUGUCUAUUCGCCUUUUGCCGUUGUAUAUCUAUACAACCUCCGGCUACCAUCGGUGAUCCUAUGCCCUAUACAAAACAGCCAAGGCAAUCUACCAGUAAGCAUGCAGACCAUCGCAGGCAAUUAUCCGCGCGGUCACCAUUCGUUGGAAUCUGUCGCUGCUGGUCGGCAGGUUGCCUCCAGCCUGUUUCUGUCUGGAAUGCGACGAAGAAUGAGCUCGUGGAUCUGGCCCACCGCCGGCCCCUUUCUAAGGCUCUCUUCCUUUUUCUCUCUCUCUUUUUCCACUUCUUCACAUCCUCUUUAUAUAUAUAUCUUUUUCUGUCUCUUUAGAUCUUUAAUCUCUGUUUGACUUUGCUGGACUUCUGUUUGACGGUUUGUCUGCGUGGUCCAGUUGGGUUUUGAUCCAUCACCACCC